Molecule: messenger RNA, 2142 nt
Organism: Salmo salar (Atlantic salmon)
Lineage: Eukaryota; Metazoa; Chordata; Actinopteri; Salmoniformes; Salmonidae
Source: RefSeq, a predicted model, not a curated record
AUGAACUUACAGAUCCCCAGCCCCAAUUCCCCAGUACACCAGAUCCCCAGCCCCACUUCCCCAGCCCCAAUACCCCAGAUCCCCAGCCCCAAUACCCCAGAUCCCCAGCACCAAUUCCCCAAAUCCCCAGCCCCAGUUUCCCAGCCCCAAAACCCCAGAUCCCCAGCCCCAGUACCCAGUCCCCAGCCCCAGUACCCCAGCCCCAAUACCCCAGAUCCCCAGCCCCAGUACCCCAGAUCCCCAGCCCCAAUACCCCAGAUCCCCAGACCCCAAAUUCCCCAGAUCCCCAGUACCCCAGUACCCCAGAUCCCCAGUACCCCAGAUCCCCAGCCCCAAUUCCCCAGCCCCAGUACCCCAGAUCCCCUGCCCCAAUACCCCAGAACCCUCAGCCCCACUUCCCCAGCCCCAAUACCCCAGAUCCCCAGUUCCCCAGCCUCAGAUAUCGAGCCCCAGAUCCCCAGCCCCAAUUCCCCAGUACCCCAGUACCCCAGCCCCAGUACCCCAGCCCCAAUUCCCCAGCACCCCAGAUCCCCAGCCCCAAUACCCCAGAAUCCCAGCCCCAAAACCCCAGAUCCCCAGCCCCAAUUCCCCAGAUCCCCAGAUCCCCAGCCCCAAUACCCUAGAUCCCCAGCCCCAAUACCCCAGAUCCCCACUCCCCAGAUCCCCAGCCCCAAUACCCCAGAUCCCCAGCCCCAAUACCCCAAAUCCCCAGCCCCAAUUCCCCAGAUCCCCAGCCCCAAUACCCCAGAUCCCCAGCCCCAAUACCCCAGAAUCCCAGCACCAGAUCCCCAGAUCCCCGGCCCCAAUACCCCAGAUCCCCAGCCCCAAUUCCCCAGCCCCAGUACCCCAGAUCCCCUGCCCCAAUACCCCAGAACUCCAGCCCAAAUACCCCAGACCCCAGUUCCCCAGCCCCAGAUAUCGAGCCCCAGAUCCCCAGCCCCAAUUCCCCAUACCCCAGAUGCCCAGCCCCAGUACCCCAGCACCCCAGAUCCCCAGCCCCAAUACCCCAGAUCCCCAGCCCCAAUACCCCAGAACCCCAGCACCAGAUCCCCAGAUCCCCGGCCCCAAUACCCCAGAUCCCCAGCACCAGUACCCCAGAUCCCCAGCCCCAAUUCCCCAGCCCCAGUACCCCAGAUCCCCUGCCCCAAUACCCCAGAACCCCAGCCCCACUUCCCCAGCCCCAAUACCCCAGAUCCCCACUUCCCCAGCCCCAGAUAUCGAGCCCCAGAUCCCCAGCCCCAAUUCCCCAGUACCCCAGAUCCCCAGUACCCCAGCCCCAAUUCCCCAGUACCCCAGAUCCCCAGCCCCAAUACCCCAGAACCCCAGCCCCAAUACCCCAGAUCCCCAGCCCCAAUUCCCCAGAUCCCCAGAUCCCCAGCCCCAAUAACCCAGAUCCCCAGCCCCAAUACCCCAGAUCCCCAGCCCCAACUCCCCAGAUCCCCAGAUCCCCAGCCCCAAUACCCCAGAUCCCCAGCCCCAAUACCCCAGAUCCCCAGUCCAAAUUCCCCAGCCCCAAUAACCCAGAUCCCCAGCCCCAAUACCCCAGAACCCCAGCACCAGAUCCCCAGAUCCCCGGCCCCAAUACCCCAGAUCCCCAGCACCAGAUCCCCAGAUCCCCAGAGACGGGCUGUAUGCACCUCAACCUCUACCUUCUCCUCUUCCACUACUCUCCUCCUCAGCCUACAUGUCUCCCAGCCCAGCAGUAGGCCUGACACUGAUCCCUUCAAAAUAAACUACAUCUACACCCAGAGACCCAGAGACCCAGAGACCCAGAGACCCAGAGGCGCAGAGACGCAGAGACGCAGAGACGCAGAGACGCAGAGACCCAGAGACGCAGAGACGCAGAGACGCAGAGACGCAGAGACCCAGAGACGCAGAGACCCAGAGACCCAGAGACGCAGAGACCCCGAGACCCAGAGACCCCGAGACCCAGAGACCCCGAGACCCAGAGGCGCAGAGACCCAGAGACGCAGAGACCCAGAGGCGCAGAGGCGCAGAGACCCAGCGACCCAGAGACCCAGAGACCCAGAGACGCAGAGGCGCAGAGGCGCAGAGACGCAGAGACCCAGAGACCCAGAGACCCAGAGACCCAGAGACCCAGAGACGCAGAGACCCAGAGACCCAGGCCAGAUCAUUGCUUAA